AAAAAAUGUUUCUGAACAAAGAAAGAUAUUUUCUUUAACAUUGAGAUUACGUAUAUAUACGGUCAAAUUUUAUCGACUCAAAGCUCUUAUGAAAUAGUUUUCGGUUAAUGUCCAAAUCCAUUAUGCUAAUCGUUUAUAUAACUAGACUGAUACUGAUAUCCAUUAUUCUUUCGAAGUUUUACUCGAAUCUAUGCAACGUCUUCGGUUGGCUUUGUUUGAAAGAGAAUCAAUUUACUAGAAAAGAAAGGAGAAAGAAAGAGAAGAACGUGACAAGAUGAAUCGUGUAAAGAAAUUGCUAUCGAGUAAAGAAACUCGAGAUUAUUUAAUGAGUACACAUUUUUGGGGACCUAUAGCUAAUUGGGGUAUUCCUAUCGCAGCGAUCGCUGAUAUACAAAGGGAUCCGAAGUUUAUCAGUGGAAAGAUGACACUUGCCUUAUGUUUGUAUUCAGCAAUGUUUAUGCGCUUUGCAUUGAAGGUUGAACCACGCAACUUACUUCUUUUUGCCUGUCAUUUUGUGAACGAAGGUGCACAAAUUACUCAAAGCGUUAGAUUUAUUAAAUAUCAUUAUGUAAAUAAAGAUGAAUAACAAGCGAUAAGACUAAUGUUUGCAAUUGUUUAAUUUAUUUUUUUCAAUCAAUAUCAUUAGCAUUUGUUCUAAAUUAACAUUGUUGGUAACUAUUUCCACUAAAAUUCUAAGUACAUGUAAAUAUAAUAAUAUAUAAUCUUCAAAUAUAAAUGAAAUAUCAAACAGAACAGUUUUUAUAAUAAAAUAGACAGUUGCAAAUGUAAAUUAAAUAUUAAUAGAUACAUGUAAAUAAAAUAUUAAAUAGUGUUACAAUAUUAAUUACAUUAUUAAUUUGUUAUUUUAAUAUUAUUUAUUUCCUUAACAUCUCAAUUUUAUUUUGACAUUUUUUUACUAUUUUAAAUGUAACUGUCAGUCAGAUUAGCAUCAAGAGAAGUAAUUUGAUUAACUUUGUUAUAUUAAAGCUUAAUGAUAACAUUAAAAUUCACAAAAUUAAAUUUAGCUUAUUACUUUGCUGAAGUAGUAAAAAUGUUAAAAUAAAAUUAAGAGUUGAAAUACUUAUAAGAAGUAAGGUAAAGUAAUUGGGUAUAAAAUAUGUAAAAUAAGCUGAUUUAAUUAUAUUUACAAUACAUUGUUAUAGUAUAAAAAAUACAAAAUGAUUAAAAAUGACAUUAUAUUAUAACAAUAAUAUAUGUAUAUCAUAAGUUAUGUUUUGCCAAAGUACUAACAUGUACAUACAAUAAAAUAUAGUUUAGAUGAUUAAUUUCAAUAUAGCAUAAACUGUAGUAUACAGUAAUACCAAGAGUAUAAUUUGAAAAUGAACAAUUUACAAAAAUAACAAUUUCCAAACGUAUUUUUGUUAACUUUUUUUUUAAUAGAACCAUUUGUUGAAGACUUCACAGAGUUUCAUUUCAUUACGAAUAUUCUGCGAAUUAAUUAUAAUAACUAUAACAAUAAAACAAGCAAAAGUGCUCUCAAAAAGGUAGUACAACAGUACAAUAAUUGAUAUUAUACAGAGUGUUUUAAGUCGGGUAAUAUAAACAGGCAGGAGGUAUAUAGAUUGUAUAAGGAAAAAUAUGUUGAAAAAGAAAAUCUUUUCCGUUUGAAAUUUCGUUUUCAAGAAAAUUGAA
Bombus pascuorum is the source of this 1653-nucleotide messenger RNA. It is a transcript of the gene Mpc1, whose product is annotated as mitochondrial pyruvate carrier 1. The transcript has 3 exons. Gene Ontology annotation, biological process: pyruvate import into mitochondria. Lineage: Eukaryota; Metazoa; Arthropoda; Insecta; Hymenoptera; Apidae. The record is from RefSeq and is a predicted model, not a curated record. Gene Ontology annotation, cellular component: mitochondrial inner membrane. The coding region runs from base 275 to 586 and encodes 103 amino acids.